This is a messenger RNA of Orbilia oligospora ATCC 24927, 1338 nucleotides long. RefSeq lists its product as uncharacterized. Gene Ontology annotation, biological process: DNA replication initiation; DNA replication. The record is from RefSeq and is a predicted model, not a curated record. The coding region runs from base 1 to 1338 and encodes 445 amino acids. Gene Ontology annotation, cellular component: nuclear origin of replication recognition complex; nucleus. Lineage: Eukaryota; Fungi; Ascomycota; Orbiliomycetes; Orbiliales; Orbiliaceae. The transcript has 6 exons. Gene Ontology annotation, molecular function: DNA replication origin binding.
AUGACCGGACCUCUAGAGUCCCUCAACGCCCGUUUUCCCUGCCGUGAGCGUCAGAUAGACGGCCUUGCUGCUCUUCUUGGCCAGGAUGACAUCCCGGCGCCCCCAGUACUAGUGUUAUAUGGCACGGAAGCCACUGGAAAAUCAACAAUCGUCAAAGCAGUCCUAGAAGAAUUCGAAAUUCCAUAUGCAUACGUAUCAUGCAAGGAGUGCAUUACUGCUCGACAUGUUUUCGAAAAGGCGUAUACGAGCUGCGAUGCUCUAAUCUCCAAUGGCGAGGAAAAGGGGAGACAAAUUCGGCCAGAUUCGGUAAAUGCCUUAGCAGGCCAGCUUCAAAAGUUAAUACCCAGCUCUGGAAAAAUCGUACUAGUACUUGAUGCUAUUGAUAAACAGAGGGAGGUGACACCGACAAUGCUGUCGGGAUUAGCAAGGAUAGGGGAAGUCAUUAGAAACCUUACUGUCAUCAUGAUUGUUACCGUGUCCAGUACCCGUCUGUUGAACAUCUCAGAACCUCCAUCAAUCUACUUCCCAGCUUACAAUAAGGAGGAAUGCGUCAAGAUCCUCUCCCUCAACCCGAAAUCCAUCUUCGAAGUGGACGAAGAAGACGAAUACUCCGAAGAAAUGGAGCAAGAAGACCGAUGGUUAUGGGCGCAGUGCUGCUCCGCCGUAUGGGAUAUCAUGGGCAAAUACGCAGCCAGAAAUUUGAAUGCAUUGAAGGAUGUAGUGGAUGAACUAUGGCCUUCUUUGAUCCAGCCGAUCGUGGACAAUGAAUACGGGACCCGCGAUUUCCCAAAGCUAUUUAACAGGUUGAAGAAUGAGAAGCUACGGAAUAGCGAGGAGUCAUAUGUUAGCAUGCAAAUUACGAGGGCGCCCGUAGACACAGCUACCGACGCGACACCCUUAGUACCAAAUCGUGCCCAUGAUCUUCCAUAUUUCUCGAAGUAUUUACUUUGCGCAGCUUACUUGGCAUCUUUCAAUACUGCACGUUAUGAUGCAAGAUAUUUUUCAAAGCUUGCUGAGGGUCUGAGCAAGCGAAAGCGUGGAAGAAAGAAGAAAAAUACAUCCCGCCAGUUGAAUCGCAAACACCUUGGUCCCCGACCCUUCCAGCUAGAGCGUAUGAUGGCUAUCUUCCAGUCCAUACUACCCUCGUCUGUCCUUUCAUCGGUGGACAUCGGGAGCCAGAUUGCGACACUGAAUUCCUUACGACUCAUCCGUAAGGUUUCCAACGUUGCUUCUGCAACCGACGCAUCAUCAAAGUGGCGGGUUAAUGUUGGGUACGAAUAUGUGAAGGUUGUUGGAAGAAGCGUAAAAUUUGAUCUUGAGACUCAUCUUGAAGAGUGA